UCCGCGAGCGUGAGCGCGCACCUAGAUUGUAGAGCAGCUCGAGAGCAGUCUAUAAUGGCUGCCAGAAAAUCGAAAGCGCGAGAGAAAAGGCUUAAAUAAAUCAACCAGGACACUAACAGGGCUGCAUCUGAUGGUGUGAGGAUGGUGAGCAGUCAGCCCAAGUAUGAGCUGGUUCAGGAGGUGGGGCGAGGAAGCUAUGGUCUCGUUUAUGAGGCUGUAGUAAAGAAGACUGGGGCUCGAGUUGCUGUCAAAAAGAUAAGGUGCCAUGCUCCAGAAAAUGUGGAACUUGCACUCCGGGAGUUCUGGGCUUUGAGCAGCAUCCAGAGUCAGCAUCCAAAUGUCAUUCAUUUGGAGGAGUGCAUAUUACAGAAGGAUGGCAUGGUGCAGAAAAUGACACAUGGAUCCACUUCAUCUCUUUAUUUAGAGUUGGUGGAAACAUCAUUAAAAGGUGAAAUUGCUUUUGACCCCAGAAGUUCGUAUUACUUAUGGUUUGUGAUGGAUUUCUGUGACGGAGGAGAUAUGAAUGCUUACCUGCUUUCCAGAAAACCAAACCGCAAGACAAACACCAGCUUCAUGUUGCAGCUAAGCAGUGCCCUUGCAUUUUUGCACAAAAAUCAAAUUAUCCACAGAGACUUAAAGCCAGACAAUAUUCUGAUCUCACAAAGCAGGACUCCCACAGGGGUACCUGAGCCCACUUUAAAAGUUGCUGAUUUUGGACUGAGCAAGGUUUGUUCGGCUUCUGGUUUAAAUCCUGAGGAACCUGUCAGUGUCAAUAAAUGUUUCCUUUCGACUGCAUGUGGCACGGAUUUCUAUAUGGCUCCUGAAGUAUGGGAGGGACACUACACUGCCAAAGCAGAUAUUUUUGCCCUUGGGAUCAUAAUUUGGGCCAUGCUGGAGAGGAUUACGUUCAUUGAUACAGAGACCAAGAAGGAGUUGUUGGGGAGCUAUGUAAAACAGGGAACUGAGAUUGUGCCUGUUGGGGAGGCACUUUUGGAAAACCCCAAAAUGGAGCUACACAUACCUGUGAAGAAGAAAAGCAUGAAUGCCAGCAUGAAACAGUUAAUUAAGGAGAUGCUGGCUGCAAACCCCCAAGAAAGGCCGGAUGCUUUUGAACUGGAGUUGAGACUAGUAAAAAUUGCAUGCAAAGAAUGUAACUGGGAUACGUGAUAUCCAAGAAAUACAGAAACUUGUACACACGACCAUUGAUUCAUUUUCUUUGGAUUUUUUGUGGAAUGCAGAUGGCUGAAGUGUCAACAUGCAUAUGGGAACAACAAAAUCGGGGCUUGAAUUGCCAUCUUAUUGUAUUGGCUCACAUAAUUUAACUUCUUUUGUUUCUUGAGUUGGGCUUAUUUAAAAAGAACAAGUUUUUAUUCAGAUGCAAUGCUAAAAGAUACUGCAGCAAAUUUGAAUAACUUUGCUACCCUAUUAACUUUGAGGACCAAACAAAAUAUAGUAUUUGCAUGCUGGAAGUGCAGAUAAAUCUACCAUUUACAAUAAAAGUGAAUAAGCACAUGCCAUCAACAACAUACCUUAACAGCUACACUCUCAAAUCUGCAUAAUCCAGUUCAGGGUUGCAGAGAGCUGAAGCUAUCCUGGUAACAUCAGGUAGAAGGAAGGAAUCAGCUUGUCACAAGGUUCCAAUCCAUCAAAGGACCCACUCGCACACAUACACACACACACAAAAUUUAGAGUAGCCAGUUAACCUAAGCAGCUUGUCUUUGGAAAUGUGGGAUGAAAGCCCACACAGACUGAGAAGGGAACUUGUAAACUCCAACCAGUUUGCAUUCCAUCACCUGAGGACGGCGGCACUAAAUGCUCCACGACUGUGCCACUAAGCUGUACUGUAGCAAUCACUAAAUAAAGUUAAAGUACAAUUAACAGCCAUGAUAUCAUUUCACAUCUUACAUUGUGCUUGUUAAAGGUCCAAGUUGUAAUUUAAUGUACAUUGCACAUAAAGCUGUAGAAUACAUUCUGAAAUGUAAGCGGUCAACUUUCUAAAAUUAGAAAGUACAUUUCUUAAUUUCAAUGAAGCUGUCACAGCUUGAAAAAGAACAAUCUCCAUAAUCCACACGCAUAAGUGUUUGUUCAGAAAGACAGAUAUUAUUCACCCCAUUGAUUUUUUUCUUUUUGGGGCACUGGCUUUUGAGUGCCAUUUUUACUUGUGCAGUUAGUGGUAUGAAAAAAUUGAUGGUAUUGUGAUAAAUGUAUCACAGAAACAUUGACAUUUGAUUAAACUACUCCAUUAUCGUAACUUGGGCAGAGUAUGAGGGUCUAUAGCCAUGUUGGCAAUAUUGUCUACCCAUAGUUGUUCACAAACCUGAACAGUAUGACUGCUGCCAAAUACAUGAACAUUGUUUUUAAAUUUGGAUGGGAACAAAAAUGAAAAUAUGAAUGCUGUGAACUGAUAUGGGAUGGGAGAAGGUCACCAUCUUGUUUUACUUUCAUUAUUUAUUUGAACACUAAAUGAACUGCCAUGAAAUUAACUGGAAAAUGUGAUAUUCACUAGAAAGCUGCCUUUCACUCUGAAGUGUUUUAAUCAUGCUGCAUAACUAAUAUUUUCCCACCUUUAAUGAAAGGAGCAAGAUUUAUUGCUUUGUUUCUCCUUCUGUUUAAAUACCUUUUUGUUUAAGACUGAACAUACCAGGCAGCAGUAAAGCUGCUAGUGUAUAUAUGGUGCCACUGUUUCUUUUGUUUUACCGAAAGAUGGUAUUAAAUUAUAAAAAGAAAAAUAUUUAUUCUUUGCAAAAACAGCCUUAUGGCCUUACAGGAGUAAUUGAGAUGUAGCAUUUCUCAGUACUCUGCAUUUUGUUAUUUAAUAUUGUCAGUCUGUCCCAGUCCCUGUAUUCUGUCCAGCUUUGCUUCCUUAUCAGUAUUAUGACAGGUCAUUUCCAUUGCUUUCAGCUCACGGCUGAAAAUAAAGCUGUAGUUUCUAUACUGUAAAACUUUAUUACUUAAUCAUCUAAAAUACAAGCUUGCAAAGCUCCUACUUUUAAUUUAGUUUGCACAACAGUUUUAAGAUACUUUCUAAGACCAAGAGGUAAAUAACAUGCCUGCUGGUAAUUGCAGAGACAAUUAGGAUUGUGAUGGGAUUUUCAUAAUGGGUUGUUGACUUUUAACAAAUUGUAUAAAAAAAUGACCAUUUAACAAUGCUUAUAAGUUUAAUUACUGAGUGUUCAAAAUCAGUAUUACAUUUUAAGUGGAUAAAGAAUGCUUAAAGUUCCUGAACAGAAUGUUUGCUAAUGCUUCAAUCCAGAAAAUAAAAAAAAAAUAUUUCCAUUAAUAUCUAAACAAUUUCCAUUUAAGUUAUUGUAUAUAUCAUACAGGUAAAAGGAAGUACAAAUGAUCAUACACCAGUUAUGAAAGUUCCUAGUAAGUAUAAUUUAAUUAAUUUUCCCUUUGUACUAAUCUGUAUUUUUUCAGACUUGGUAUGAAGUCGUGCCACUAUUCCUUCAUACAUUUUUAUCUCAGUAUAUUGUAUUUAUAGUUAAUAAAAAAUGAGAUUGUAUUUUCCAUUCCUACAGUUAAAUGUAUUGCACAUAAGGUCAUGUAAUUUUCACGGUCACUUCUGAAAAUAACUAGGCAUCAAUUGAAAAAUAGAAGUUGAAAACACUAGUUUGGAGGGUUGCCAUUUAGCCUGAAGAUGGUGGAUUCCUGGAUGGAUGCACCUAUCCUUUACUGUGGCCAUCCUUUACUUGGUAAAUCCCCAUUUAUGGAGAGCAUCAUGGCAGAAAGCUUUCAUGUGGGUAUAUACAUGUGUUAAAAUUUAUGCUAGCCCAGUGUAGACUAUUUGCCACACACAAUGAGCCAAUCUGGGAUUUUAAACUUGUACAUUUUGGGUUACAAGUCCCAUUCUUCAGCCAAUAAAAGGCCAUCAAAAGUGGUAAAUUGCAUAGCAGUGUGGUGUGUUUAAUUGUAGGAAUGGAAAUUCUAAUUAUCGACAGAUACAAAGGAGCAACUUGGGCUUGUAACAUUUGAUUGGUACAGAGUGCAUUUGUAAUUCUGUGUUGAUUUCCAUGUUUAAUUAUGUGUCCUAUAAACUGAUAUAAAACAUGGUUUAUUGACAGUUUCUUGUGGAUCCAUAAAGAUUAUAUUCCCCAUCUAACCUAAACAAAAUUAAUGAGUGUACAAUAUGAGUAUUACUACCACUGACAUAAAGCCAGUACAUUCAAAUUUACUAGCCUGACAAAUAUGUGAGAAUUCAUAAGAUAUACUUCUGCAGGUAAAUGUUUCACUUCACUGCAUCCAGACUAGUGGUGGAUCAGCUCAGUCCUGGAGGAGUUUUGUGCCAGCCAAUUAUGGACAGAAAAGCUAAGUUACCUCAGUAAAUGAGCUCCAUGUUUAAAUACACUCUUCAUUCAAUGUGAAUGCUCCCAUAAUGUUCCUAUAAUUCAGCAGAUUUCUAACUUGUGUCCACUUAUUGACAAAUAAGGUAACUGGAAGAAGCUGAGGGAAUGUAGUACUUUAAUUGCUAAGAAAAAAAUUCAAAUGUUGGUAAUUGGGAAAAAUUGAAAGUCCACUCCAUGAGAUAUUUAAGCUGGAUUACACAGAAAGUACGACUGCAGUCUAUCCAGUGGCCAGCAGCUAAAGUCUGUUGCUAGCGUACCCCUCCAGGACUAUGUCUGCCUAAGUCUGAGCUAGACCAUAUUUGUCUUUGUUGCUCUGUAUAUAUACAAGUGUUUUGUAAAACAUGUUAGUUGAAAUCCAAGAUUUCUAAUUAAAUAAUGUCCAUGUUAAAGAGAUUGGCUAUCAGCACCUCAGAUAGUCGAUCUCUCUAACUUUGAUAUAGACUGCUCCUAUCCUGAAAGAAAACUUUUUUUUUUUUUUUUUUUUUGGACUGUCAAGUCUCAGCUGCUUUUCUUUUUCAGUUCGAUUGCUUUAAAGUUUUAUUUUGUGCAACAAAUGGUCGACUUUUGUAUGUGUCAGAACUCUAACAUGGAGCAUUGCCCUGUACAGUUAUUUUUCUCUACAUUUUUACUGUAAAACCGUAGGUCCCAAGUAUCAUAAGGUUCCUUGGCAGGUACAUAUAUACAGUUUGUUUGUGCUAGCUACUUUAUCUACAUUUUCGAUACUCACGACAGGACUGUGCCCAGGGCCGAAGCAAUAGCAGCCUUUUGGUAGCCCCAUUCAAAUCUUCCCUGCUGAGUAUUUCAAACCAAAGUGGGUGUAAAAAGUUGCAAGGCUCACACUAAAACACAUUAUUCUCAACUGUGGGAGGUUUUU
Polypterus senegalus (gray bichir) is the source of this 5220-nucleotide messenger RNA. RefSeq names its product PDLIM1 interacting kinase 1 like (gene pdik1l). The record is from RefSeq and is a predicted model, not a curated record. Gene Ontology annotation, cellular component: autophagosome; cytoplasm. Gene Ontology annotation, molecular function: ATP binding; protein serine/threonine kinase activity. Gene Ontology annotation, biological process: autophagy; positive regulation of autophagy; peptidyl-serine phosphorylation. The coding region runs from base 142 to 1167 and encodes 341 amino acids. The transcript is spliced from 3 exons. Lineage: Eukaryota; Metazoa; Chordata; Cladistia; Polypteriformes; Polypteridae.